This is a messenger RNA of Seminavis robusta, 12883 nucleotides long. Lineage: Eukaryota; Bacillariophyta; Bacillariophyceae; Naviculales; Naviculaceae. The record is from the annotation of a GenBank genome assembly.
UUUUUUUUGCCGUGCUGGCACGGUGGCCAAGCAGCUCUUCGUAGCAAGCGGAAGGGCCACAAACUGGCAAACUGGAGCUACCAGUAGCUAGCUAGCCAAUAGGAAGCAGCCAUGACAGGGCCUUUCCAAGUGCGCUUCUUGCUCCUGCUGCUGCAUCACCAUGAAUGCAGAGUGCAGAUCCGAAUGGGCAGGCGGACAUCGUACUGUCCACGCCGUUUUUCCCCUUUCUUCCGCUCUCGUGAGCCGGUACUGUACAAGAACAAGCACCAUGCACCAUCCGUGUGCUUGAUACCUUGUACCUUGUAGCACUUUAGAAGUGAACCAGUGCUGCCCAAUGUAGCUACGACUGCAGUGCAUCAAUGACGAUUUUACCCUAUCCUAUUCAGAGGGGCCUCCAGUCCCUGUCACGCCCAACUCGCGAAAACAUGGCAGCCUGGUCAGAUCUCAUCAUCGUCCAAAUUACUUGGUCUAUUCUUUGCUACUCAUAUCUCAUAUGAUCUACAGUAGUCUAUGUAUCUAUUCUUCUACUCGGCUCGGGAGAGACCAACUGUGCUGUCGUUCUUCGUUUGCGCCGUCAGUUUCCAUCACACCAUUCGUCGGUCAAAACUGUUCAACGGCACAUUGAAGAAGUAAUCUUCUUCCUCGUCAUUGGCAUCAUCUUCUCGCUCCUCCUCCUCGUUGCUCUCCUUCACCGUUUCGGGCUCGUAGUAGCGACGAUACGGACUAUUGGCUUGCUUGGCAAUCGACAAUCCUCGUGGAUGCUGUCGUUGUUGAAGCUGCUGGGAUCGGACUUGAUCUUUAAUGUCAUUGAUAAAAAACUCCUUGUCGUCGUCGAGAAUGGAGACAUCCUCGUCCGAACUAUCGGUCGUGAUCACCCACGGAACACUCUCCUCCUCUUGUUUCUCGUACAAAAAGACCGGCUUGGGACUCGGCGCGCCGCUCUUGAAGCAACUCAAUGGGAGAAUCUCGGCCAGUAUAUGAAGUGGGUUCUCUGCAAAGCAACGAUUCUGUGCUACCGAGACCACGUUGCCACGAGUUUGUUGGUGUCGUCGUCUCGCGGUGUUUUCCCGUUCGGUUUGUUUUGCGUUGCGAAAGAUGUCCAUGACUGUAUGAAUCCGCCAAGCUCCUGGGAUCGCUCCUGUAGUGUUUGAUUUAAGUUCUUCUUGUUGUGUUUGUAAAUGAGCAGAGAAUGUGUAUACCGGUACUUGAGGAGCGGCAUCGUCGGAGGGAGCGAUGUCGUUUCCGAAGCGUUUCGACGUGUGAGCCCUCAUCAAACAUCAGUCGAGUUUUGAGAAACACUGUCCCUAUUGUAUUGUUUGACUCCCGCGUACCUCUGCGGUACAGCGGGUGGUAGUCAUCAGCAAACCUGCCUCCAACUUGUGGGAGGUACUGGUACAGGGUACAGAUUGAAUAUCGCUCACUUAUUAGUAAGGAGUGACUCAGGAGUCAGUGAGCCUCAGUCCAAAAGACAUGAGAGAUGAGAUUGGAGCAACAAAGGUGGCUUGGAGGGCUCAGAUGCGGAACAGCGGUAAGCAAUGUUGCAUAUGUAGUUCUUUUGUGUCAAUUUGAAAAGUUAGUGGCAGUUUCGAAGUUGCAACCGCGCAAAUGUAACCCUCGAAUGAAUCCCACUGACUGUGCUUGGUAUGUGCUUGAGUCGUAUCACGGGGGAAGUCCACAGUUGCGAAACAACCAAUGUUGUCAACUGCUUCUGAAGUAUUCUCACAAACCUAGGCUGAGACGUUUCGCACUUUGAUGUGCCAAUCACGAGAAUGCCGGAAGCCAGGCAGACACGUUACGUUUGAUUGACGAAGAGCCGUCAGGAAUUCAAAGCAAUUUGGACUUCUUCCCAACUUUAAUGAAUGCAUCAAGACUGAUUGGUCCAAGUCGGUGUUGCGCUGUCGCGGUGCAAGCACAGCAGGGGCAGGUAAACUCCACAAUGCCAUGAAAGUAACUACAAGCUACCGGUAUGCACAGUUGUCAAGACAAGCAGGAGGCCAGGAACGUUUUCCUCGCCGUGGAAAGUUUUCUUUUACCUACCGUAUUCCAGUCGUGGAUACUCAGGGACUCAUCGGCUCUGAAGAUUUUUGGACGAAAAUUUCCCUCCGCGUAGAUGUCUUGCAUCCGAUCUCGUCAUGAGAGGGGAGUGUGGGCCUUUCAUACUCGUGUGGAAGUGUUGGGGUCGAAACACACACCACACAGCUGCUGCAGGUAGCUAGCUAAACUCAAGCCACCUAGUUGUGAGAGGCUAAAGCUGGAGGGAUCUCAAUCAUUUCGAUUUUUUUCAACCAAGCCGCACAUAAUAAGCAGCGAGAUUUUGGGUAUCUUUGAUCGAAACAACAUUAUUUGAUUGAGCGACCGAUCCAAUGGCUCCUCGUCCCCAGGGCCGUGGACGGGGGCGUGCCGGCAAUUCAUCAGGAGGAAGGGGUGGUAGAGGUCGAGGAAGAGGAGGAAAACAAGGCAACAGCAGCAGAGGAUCCCAACAAGAAGCUGGAGGGAAGAUCUCAUGCUGUUCCAAUUGUCAGGCCUCCAAUGAUGUCCACGGUGUUCAGUUGUACGAUGGAGAUAGGUACUUGAGAGGAUCAGGAUCGGGACCUCUGAAGCUCAAGCUCUGUGCUUGUCGGAGAGUUGCCUAUUGCAGCAAAUCCUGUGAGACUGCUCAAUCUUUGGUACAUAAGUGCAAGCCUAAGAAAAAGUCUUCCAAUCCUGCUGCCAAUCAAUGGAGGAAUAGGACUGUGACGCGUUCUCCCGUUAUCGAUGCAACCGGACCCAGCUUUUCAGAACACUUGGUAAGAGACAUCUCAGACGAAGCCCACUCUAAUGGCGGGGAUUUGGGACUUCCAGCCUCGACUUUCGCUUUCAAUUUGUCUGACAGUGAAGAUGACGAUAACGAUUGGACCAAGUUCGCUGUUCCAGAUGAGCCUCCGGACACAGCUAGCAAGUGUGCUCAGCUGCUGUUGGGCAAAAAUGUAUCUGAGGUGCAUGACGUCCGUCGUUCAGGAACAACUAAAACCGAUGCUCGAAAGGAAAGAAUUCAAGAGGAUGUUCCUGGGAGUCGUAGUCUGGUCAAACCUGGAGCAAAGCCAGAAGGUGCUGUGAAAACUGUAGACUCAGAGUCUACCAAGAGGGCCAAUUCUGACCUCAGCGACCAAGCACCAACAGAUAUCAAACAAAACAGGACACCAAAGACGCCUCCGAAAAAAGAUGCAGCCUCAAAAGCGGUCCCAAAAAAAAGCACAGAGUCUCCGGCCAAGUCAAAGAAAUCCACCAAAGCAUACGAACUAUUGGGCAAGGCCCUGUCCCAACCAACAAAAACCCGCCAAGUUGUUUCGAACUGGCAGCCCAAACCAAUCCCAGAAACAAGAAAGCUAGGCAGAACAUCCUUGUGGGAAAAGGCCCCCAGUCGGGAGGAUUACGCAAAGCACGUAGUCCUCCAUCAAGAGAUGGUGCUACACGUUGACCCUCGCGGCUGCUCAGAAAACGACUACAGCAAAGUUGCUCACUUGACAGGCGUGUACGAGGGUCAGAUUUUGGAUUCUGGAAUUCCAAUUUAUUUGCAGAACGUUGAAAAGACAGAGAUCCUGGCAAACAAGUAUCAGUCUUGCAGUGCCCAGGCCCGGCGUUGUUUGAAGCAAGAUUGGGGCAUAACGAUUGGGGAAGCGGUUCUUUCGGGACCCCCACUCGCUUUGACGUGGUAUUACAAUCGCCAGAACCGAUUUUGUUGGACUGUGAGAGAUUUGAGAGAUUGCCUUAGUCCCACUCCAGGUGUUACUCUCUCGGAAUUGACGAGUGUGGACCCCAUUCGCGUUGGAGAGCUCGACUUUUGGACCAAUCCAGAAUCUCUUUAUCGCCGCCAUGAACAAGCCUUCACAACAUGGUAUACUCCGGGCGGGGUCCGAGUUCCGGUGGCAACGACGCCUCUGGUGGCAUUCGAGCGUGCACUUGAAGUUGCCGAUACACCCGCACUGACGUUGCGAGAAAGUAUGGCCUUGGACUUUGAAUUUUGGAGGAAGCCUCUCGUUUUGCACGCGGACUCUCGCAAGACUAGUGUGGCAAAGCUGGACUCGUUCUUGGGAAUCUACGAGUUUGAUGGAAUGGUUAUGGAUGGAUAUCCGACGUGGAGAUUGUGUCGGCAACGCAGUAAUGAACUGGCAAAAUCAAUGACGAGGAGGAAAGGCGUUAAGGAAAGACUAGAUGAUCUUGCCAUUUCAUUGCGACAAGACAACGUGACCAAUUCACCACCACCCCACCUGUAUAUGUUGCGUCAUGUACUACAUGUGGCAUUGCCGGAUGCUUUUGAUCGUGACCCAGGCCGAGGCUUUACUUUGCGAAGCGCGACCGCUUCGCCUCAUGAAGGGAGGCUACUGACGGAAUCGGACGCGCUGUAUCAGCUUGGGGAAUCUGCCCUGGCAAAGUGGAUUUUUAACACCGGGGACAAGUGGGUGACAGUGAAAGUAGCUGUGACAGCAGAAGACGUCUUCCAACGCGCAGUAGCUCUUGCCGAUUUGGAGGAAGACAUGAUUGGGGGGAGUUCUGAACGACAGCGAUCGGAUCAAACAGAGGUAGACCAAGAGGAGGAGGGGGCUACAACAGGAGGGAAGAAGAAAAAGAAGAAAAAGAAGAAGAAAAAGAAGAGGAGCAGUGACACGCUGGACGAAGAAAAGUCCGCACCUUGUGACAACAAUAGUAAAGAGUUCAGCUGUGACGCUGCAGCAAGUGCUGAUGUCCCUGGAGUUGAGACUUGUGGAGAAGCCGACAAAACGACCGGUGACCAAGGACUAUCACAAGUAGACGAUAUUCAAGAGACGGGCACUAGCAUUGGAGCCCAGGAUCAGUACAAGCGCCUUGCGAAGGAUCUGGGGCUCGAAACUCACAAUGAUGACGAUCUGCUCCGUGAAGAAGCUGCCCUGUGCACAGUUGCCACAGACGAAGCCUUGAGACGCUUUUUUGACCUCGAGGAGAGCCAUCCGGCAUUUCUUGCCGUUGACGAGACAAAGUCGAGCUCGAUUUACUGCGCCGCGCUGGGGGCUGACUCGGCAAUCCUCUUGGACGAAACCAGAGAGUGGCUUCGAUCGUGUACCGACAAGCUGGCGCUGGAAUGUAUCAGACACGAGAAGAAGGCUCUCCUUGUGUUGAUUCUGGAACGUGGCGCCGCCAUUUCGUCGACCGCUCUGCUCCAGGUAUUUGAGAGCCUCCCAACGAAUAGUAACGACGAUUUCAACAAUCGCUUCGCUCGUGGGAUUUCAUCUGUAAGACUUGUCUCAAGUGACGAUUUUGGCCUGCUUGUCUCUGUUUUGAAGAAGCGAGUUGGGAAACAAACCAAAAAGCACGUCUUGGUAGUCCUAAAGGAGGCACAGAGCGAACAUCAGAGACUGACCCAAAAAACAAAAGAGAAAGAAAGAGGGGGGAAAUCCGAAACGAAAGCUCCCACGAAACAGGAUUCUGAGAAGAACGACAGCGCUACUAGGACAAAGACGCCAGGUGUGGUGGAGACGGACCUCGUCAAAACGGGAACAGCCAACGAUAAAAGGACCGAUGAAGCCUCGAGCGAGGAAGCGAACAUUGUUGAAAAACUGAAGGAACGAAUCGGUGUUUCUUUGGCUUGGUAUCAUCAUAUGCUGGAGGAUAGCCGGAAGAAGAUCUCGUUUGAUGAUUUCGACAAGAGCGCCAUCCCUGUUGAUCAUUCGCAUGGCAGAUCGACACAGCGCAUCGCACAGGUCCACAGUCCAGAUUCUAAAUCCCCUAGCGUUGUCGAGACCCCGCGAUUGUCCUCCAAAGAAAUUGCGGCUGCAAUGGCGAAGUGCAGUGCGCUCUCUGAGAAAGAACAGACAGCGAUGCUGGACGACAUUGAGAGAAGCGUGGAUUUAUCGGAUUGGGACGACGACUGCGAAUGGACUGUAGAGAUGACGGAGCAAGCUCACAAAUGGUUUCGCAAACAUUUGAAGAAACAGCACCAUAUCGUGGACCGAGUCAUUCGAAGGUUGAAGCUUUUGUCGACGGGGCGCUGGCCGUAUGUCUUGUGCAAGCCCCUUAGAACCAGAAGCUCGUCGGCGAAGCUGUAUGAAUCGAAGAUUGAUAAAGGUUGCAGAAUCAUCUGGGAGGUUGCUGUAGCUUUCUCCCCGCGUCGUUCAAAAGCAAACUUUAGUUAUUGUGAAGACGUGAUAAGGGUAUGGGACAUUGUCCUUGAUCACGAUAAUCUGACACGAAGCAUCGAUUUGGCAAUCGAGCGCAUCGAAAAGUCUCACUCGCGUGGACAGGAGAGCUUGUUGUACUCAGAGUUGGUUGAUUUUGACGAAAGCAUGGACGCUUCUAUAGAAGCUAGCGGGCAGAGGGUCCCUCGAGUGUUUUCCAUGAAGCAGGGGGUUGACUGCAAUGACAAGCCUCAGAAAAUCGAGAAGACCCGACACUAUCCACCCGCGAGCGAUGACCCUUUGCAGUUUACCCUGCUCAAGUUUUAUGAGCUUGACGCUGGGGCAAUCAAGCUCCUGCUGGAUGGCCAAAAUGAAGAACACGACCUGCCGUUCACACCAGGACCAAAAGAACACGAGAUCAUUCACUAUACCUCCGAUCCACCUCGAAGCAUACUGUUGAUGGGACGAAGUGGCACUGGUAAAACCACUUGCUUGGUCUUUCGCAUGUGGGCUCGUUCAAUGUACUACAACGCGCAAGGCGUGAAGCCGCGGCAGCUGUUCGUCACGAAGAAUGACGUCCUGAGACGAGAAGUCGAGAAGUCGUUCCUCAAUAUGGGAUACGCUUGGCGAAAGAAGAGUCCAUCGGGUGUUGCACCACCAGGCAUGAUCAUCGCAGAGAGUGACAAUACAAGCUCCGACGAAGGAGCCGAUUCGAAUUUACCCUUGUUCCUUACAUCCAGUGAAUGGCUCGAAAUUCUUGACGCCGAGCUACCGGGAGAGAGGUUCUUCACGCAGAAGGAGAUAGAAGAGCGGAUUGACUGCCGAGAAGAGGACGAUGCCGUGAAGAGGGGAGUAGAGGCGUUGUUUGCUGACGAUGAAAACCUCGGAAGCUUGAAUUCAAAAGAGACGGCGCGUCAGGAGAUGACGUUUGGAACUUUUUGCAGGAAAUGGCGCAAGAUUAACUCGCGCGUAAAGACAAACCUCGAUCCCGCGCUAGUUUGGCUUGAAAUCAAAAGCUAUAUAAAGGGGACAGUUUGUUCUUUGCACUUGGACGAUCCAGAUCGUCAUCUGCCUGGCAAUCGUUUCUUGACCCUCGACGAAUACAUCGCACUUCCCCGAAAGGUUUCAAGGCUUGAUGAAACCCAGCGCCGCACCGUCUACGCGCUGUACGAAUCCUAUGAGAAACUCAAGAGAGGAGGGAGCUUCUUUGAUGAAUCGGAUGUUGUGUAUAAUCUUGCCGGCAGGGUUUCGUUAUUCUUGAGCCGUGUUGAAGCAGAAGGCGUCGACAAGAAGCCGUCUAUGCAAGGUCUGCUUCCAGUUGACUCCUUGUUUGUGGAUGAAGUGCAGGAUUUCACUCAAGCAGAGCUGUACCUCCUUACCAAGCUCAGCCGCGACCCGAACAACCUCAUGCUGGCGGGAGAUUCGGCUCAGUCGAUCACCGUGGGCGUGGGCUUUCGAUUCACGGACUUGCGAACCAUAUUUUACGAGCAGUUCAAUGGAAUUGAGCCCAAACUGUUACAACUGACCCACAAUUAUCGCAGUCACGCUGGCGUUUUGCGGCUGGCAGCAUGCGUUGUGGAGCUCUUGUACUUCUUCUUCAGCGACAGCUUGGAUCGCCUCCCACCUGAUCUAGGGUUGCUGAGUGGACCAAAACCUUGCAUUAUGAUCGCAGAGUCGCCUUCGGAGCUGGUUUUGAUGUUAGACGGUUCCAAGAGGGAGACACAACGCAUUGAGUUUGGUGCACACCAGGUCGUUAUUGUUCGAAAUGAGGAGGCAAAACAAGCCCUUCCCGACGAGUUCGACAAAGAUUGGGUGAUGACGACGGUCGAGGCCAAAGGUCUUGAGUUUGACGAUGUCUUGAUCUACGACUUCUUCACUGAUAGCCAAGCUUCUGACAUUUGGAGAGUGGUGGCGAACUAUACCGAGGAAGACGUGGCAAGCUACUAUGCAGAUGUUACCGUCAAGUCGUCUGGUGUGCGAACAUAUGAUUGGGACAACCUGUUGGCAUACCAGACACGACACUUGGACUUCUCCAUCGAGGAACACAAGAUACUAGAAUCGGAGUUGAAACAGCUCUACACCGCAAUCACCAGAGCACGGGUCAAUGUUUUCAUUGCGGAAAGCGACCCAAACAGGUGUCUUCCAAUGUUUGAAUACUUUCGGAGACGACAUGUUGUAGAGGUUGCAAACAUCAAGGAGAGUGGAGACCUGUCCGGUGUGAGGGUUUUCGGCAAGAUGUCUGCUAAGGAGGAUUGGCGAAAUCGCGGCGAGUACUACCUGCUAAAGGCUGAGGGCGAUCGUGCCAAGGGCCGCUUGAGACUCGCCGCGAAGUGUUUCAAAAAGGCAGGAGAGACAAAAAAGGAAGAGUAUGCGAUGGCCUAUCUCUCCUUCUUAGAGAUUGAAGACUCCGCCGCUACCACAAUGAAGCGUCGAGACCGACAAGGAGCGGUGAGAAGAGAGCGACUCUACAACAUUGCCAUUAAGCUUUUGGAGGCCGAGGACCUCGUCUUCCUAGACAAGGCAGCGCUCUGCCUUUUGAAGACAGGUCAGGAAGAGGUCUCUCGCGCGGCCGAAAUGUUUGAACUCUACGCUCAGAUUUCCUACGCAAAGCGCGCUCAUUCCAUUCGAACAAAUGACGCUGCUGUGACCCAGAAAGAGCAACAGUAUUUCUUGUACGCUGCAAAAUUCUUCGAGCGUUGUGCAGCCGAGCAAAACCUUGCUCAAACCGAGAGGCGAGCACUUUUGGUUAGAAGUGUCAGGAACUACCUUUGUGCAGGUACCAAUGACGACCUGCAACAAGCAUCUGUUCUCUUGGAAAAUAACGCCUCAUUGCUACAGAAAUCAUUCACGGCGCUUGCAGCGCUUUGUACACCUUCCACUGACGCUGAGAUGGAGCCACUUCGCAUCUUUCAAACCAAUCUCAAAGACAACGACAAAGGGAAAUCAGUCAUGGCGUCAAUGACAAGGCUCGCUCGGAUCGCUUGUCGAUCAUACUACGAGCAAAAUGAUUUGGUUGGCAUAAGCAAAGCGCUUGAGUCGAUCCCGCCCGCCGAGAGAAUCCACAUGCUGGCUAGCCUCGAAACAGAUCCAAUGCACUUUGCUGCUCAAACCCCUUGGGGCCGGGACGACGUGUAUGCGAUUUCACAAAGCCGGACGAAAACGGGCAUUGGCACCAACAAGAUUGACAUCACCUCUUUAUUAGUUGUCGAAUAUGAAGCUUGCGGUCAACACGAGCGAGCUGCUGAGACCUUUGAAGAGCGAGGGAUGUUGCUGGAAGCAUGCGCUCGCCUUCAAGCGUUGGCUACAGGAGAGACAAACACGGCGUCUCAAAGUAAGCUCUGGUUCAAGGUUGCUGAGCUGAAGACUCGAUACGUCGAGCUUGUUGUGGAAUCGAACAAGGUGGUUGCAGCUGGCGACAAGGUUGUUGAUGUCUUGCAGUCUCUGGAAGAUAUGAUGAAGGCACAUGGCGAUUCUGUCAAGGAGGAGUUGGCAAUGAGAGUGGCACUAGCACGGGUUAGAAUCAAAAGAAGCGAUCCUUGGGACGCUUUGGAAUUGUGCAGCAGUUCAAUUAUGAGAAAACAUGAUGCCAUCAUGCUAGUCAUUUUAAGCCAAGCUGGGAUCGAAGAUUUGUUAUCGGGAAGACGACGGCGGGACUGCUGGACUGGAGUGCUUUUCGUAAUGGAACAUAUCGAGGCAUUGAGUCAAGCCGCAGAAACUUUGUGUCGAACAGCAAGCUCUGGAAAGACAGAAGAUGAAGCUUUGGUGGGGCAAGUCGAGUCCUACUUUGGGCUUCAACACUAUCAGUUUAACCCGCAGACCAUCUCCACAGCGAAUUGCACCAACUUGAAGCUCAGGAAGGUGCUAAAAGAAGAGGGCGAACAUGCCCUCGUCGAGUCCGCGUUACCGCAGCUCGUCGUAAGGCUGAACCGCGGACAAGUUCAUAUGAUUCUCGCUCGACAUCUCUUUCGAAUGGCUGCGACGUUGCUGCUUUCAGUUGAGAAGCACUUGUCGGAGUGGGCCAUGAAGUAUCAACCUUGUGAAGCGAUCUCGGCUGGGUUGAAAUGCAAGGAUGGGCAAAAAUGCAAACACUCUCAUGCGUCCCAGGUGAAGCUGUGCCGCCAACGUGCGAAUUUACUUCAGUGCCAACUGCGUUGCCUCGAGCAAAUCUUGACUCUCCGACGGAGCAUUACUGCCAAGUUCCAUGAUUUGGCCGUAGAAGGUGCCUUGUACAAGCGACAUAGCGAGACCAUCCGCCACGUUACCGAUGCGUUGGCGAAUUACGUGCUUCAUUCCAAUGGCAUGAAGUUCAAGGUUGUUGAAGACAGUGUUCAGGAGGAUGGCCCCGAGUUCGGUUACAUUCUAUGGCGCCAAUCCACUCUCAAAUCCUUAGACUUGAGUGAAAAUUACCGAUGGUUCAAGCUUUCACAGAAAAGGAAGACAUCACUACUAGUAGAUUUGAUGGAGAUUAUUCGGUACUGGAGGAUGAUGCGAAUCUGCCACGACGGCAAUAAACCCAACAAAACCUUGGACGAAAAGCUGCGGGAACUGGAACGGAGACUCAAGAAAUCUGCAAAAACAAAGCAAGCGCUUGACUCCCAAUCGGCAAACAACAGAGCAGAUAUCUUUGUUCAGGGGACUGCGGAUUUGUUCUCUCGAAUGUGGCUUUGGGCCGUGGACAAUGCCGCAGACAACAUUUUUCAGUCCAUCUCCAUAGUUGAGAAUCUCAUCAAACUGACAUCCAGACGAGAGGGUGUUUGGACGCUGAACAAAGCUGACCAGCUUGCGCUAUUGGAAAUCAAUGCUGUCGGCCUUUUCUCCGUUCUCUCCCUUCGCUACAGUGGUGGCUCCGACUCGCAACAUUGCUGGUGGCUGAUUCCUCAGAGGAUGUACUUGGACUGCUUUGUGACAGAAGACAGUUCAAACCGAUCUCGCGGCUUUGGAUUGUCUUACCAAAAGACCGUGAUGAAAGCCAUCGACGAAAACUUUUUUGAUUGCUUCGCAGCAUGUGUACGCCAGUUGGAAACGAUCGCCGGUGUGAUUGUCAUCAACCACCUGCUUUCACGACCGAAGCAAGGACAGAGAACCGACAUCUUGCGAUUCGAGCGCGCAAUUCUUCUGAGUGUCUUUGUUUGUACAAACGCUGUACUUUUUUCUAUUGCCGGCAAAAACAUGAGUACUGACGAUGCACAACAAGAGCUUAACAACUUGCCAUCAUUGCCACUGUGCAGAAACAUCAACGAGCUGGUCAAGAUUCUCAAGUCUGUGCUGCUGGGGUGUACAGCUUCUGAUAGAUUGCAAGCAGCCUUUGCCAAACUCGGGGAGAAACCGUCUCUCUUCGGUGGUUUGAUGAAAGGUAGUAGCAACCAAACAUUCUUGGAUUUGAUGAAAUGCACAAACCAUAUGCUUGAGCUAUCAGGAUGGAACGACCAAUUGGUGCUCUGUCGUCUAAAGCAAGCCAAACGUAGUGCGGACGUAGAAAUCGCCACGGACACAAGCAAAGUGGAGAGCAUUCUCAAGAGAGUGUCUUUUCACGAAGACCGAGGCGUGUUUUUGAAGAGUUACAAGCCACGGUGUCAGGACUUCCUUGCGUUUGGUGACAGCACAGACAACGAUGACACAGCAACGAAUGUUGCGGAAUUGAGCCGAAAAUCAGAAGAAAGAAAUGCUGCCACCACCAUUGCAAAUUUCUGGAGAAGUUUGAGGAGACGAGCUGAUGCGGACGAGAGAAAGAUGCCGUUCCGAGAAUGGAAGGUCAUCGUUGCAAGGUUUGUCAACGUCGUCAAACGUAGAAUGGCUGCUGUCCUUCUCGAGAAAGCGCAGGAAGCGCUCGCAUCGACAGACGAACGUUGCACACAGCUGCCAUUGAACGAACUUCCAAAUCCAUUCGAAGACCAGAUGUUCUUUGAAUCGAUCGUGAACAAGUACGAUCAAGAUCUGUCCCAGUAUCGUCCAUUUUUUGAUGGUUUUGAAUGUACCUACUGCGGAUACUAUGUCUCCCCUAUGGAUGCCCAGCGACGCUUUCAGUGGUGCCAGCUUAACUGUCAAGGUUUGCCGUACAGCUCUGCGGCAACUCAUUUCAACAUGGCCUUCUUCAAUGGCCCAGAGGCACCCUUCAGAGACGCUGGGAUGUCAUUCUGCACUCACGGGUACGACGGUGGACAUCAGCACAACAUCAAGACCUACGAGAUUCAUCACCAAAGAUUGACUCGUUUGGCCGCACUGCUGGAUUGUGGGCUUACCGUGGUUCAUGGUAUAAUUAUUGUGUCUGGAAACCAACAGAAUGGUUAUCAAGAACCAUCAGAGAUUUCUUCCUGGUACAGUAACAUUGGAAAAGAGGCGUCCAUGAUGCUGAUGGAGUUGGAAGAUUCACGAUAUUCUUUCUUUGGUGAAGCCACGGCUUGGCCACCGAUGGACCAUUUCCAAAUGCUGGAGGCUGGAAUCAGUGCAAGCUAUCGUCGAGCCCAAGAUCUUUUCAACCGUGUGCGAGCUGAAGAGAUGCGGAUGGCUGCAUCCGAGGAGACCAAAGACACGGACGAUCAGGUCCCUGGAGAGAUUUCGGAUCCUGUCGUUGUACGGUUGAUCGACUAGACUUCCCUGCAGUUCAACGUACGCACCCUCGUAAAUAACUAAAUAGGGAUUGCGAAAAAGAGGCAAAACUAGGUGAUGCCUGUACGGUAUUGGACCCUAACACUGCUAUGGAUGAUAGUCCGCACUUGCUCAGCGGGUGCGUGGUUUUUGCUUGCUAGCUAGCUAGU